AUGGUGAGGCCGUGUACUUCAGCAUCCAUGAGCCAGCAUAUAGGGAAACUCUACAGAUCUGCAGUGUCUUUAUUCAUCAUCUUCUCGGUGGUGGAUGUGGGAGCUACUGGUGGAGGUACAAACAAGGAGAAUGGAGCAGCUGUGAGUCAUGUAACAGCACAGCCUUUGUUGUUGACACCUGAGCCGUGGAACCUUUUGGUGACUCAAACACCAGCCAAGGAGAAAGCCAAAGAGGGUGAAACUGUGGUCUUGAAUUGUCAUCUUAACAGUCUACAGCAUCUCUCCCUGACCAACCUGAUGGUGAAGUGGUACAAAGAAGAUGAAAAGGGGCAGAUGGACCUCCUAGAAAAGAAUGUGACAAUCUUGCCAAAUAACUCCAGGAUCUUCAUGAGUGAAGACUUGUCUCAAGGGGAUGUUUCCCUGAUUAUCCUCAAUGUGACAACCAGUGACCAUGGUAUUUAUUUCUGUGAGGUUACACUUCCGGACGGGAAGGUGGUAACAGGAGGUGGCACAAAGCUCAGGAUCAGGAGGGCUCUGGGCUUAUUUGGUAUAGAAGAAUCCAUUGGAACAAUCAUUGGGGUUGUGGCAGCUGGUGUUGGAGGCAUAGUGGUUCUGAUCAUUGUUUUAACCCCGCAGCUGAGGAAGUGCAUCCUCUGCAUGAGGCAAGAGUCUUGCCCAAGCUUGAGGUGCAGCAUUACAGGAGUUGCUGGGAUACGCAAAGCCUGCAAGUGGAACAACUUCUGA
Molecule: messenger RNA, 744 nt
Organism: Sturnus vulgaris (Common starling)
Lineage: Eukaryota; Metazoa; Chordata; Aves; Passeriformes; Sturnidae
Source: RefSeq, a predicted model, not a curated record